Molecule: messenger RNA, 166 nt
Organism: Scutellospora calospora
Lineage: Eukaryota; Fungi; Glomeromycota; Glomeromycetes; Diversisporales; Gigasporaceae
Source: the annotation of a GenBank genome assembly
AUGUCUACUUCAGCAAAUACUUCUUUCAGAAGAAACACUUCAAUUUUUACAAUCGACUUACUGAAAAAAUGUACAGAAACGGAACAGUUAAUCACUUUUUUGAACAAACAAGACUUAGGUCUUAAGGAGCAUUAUUUUAAAAUUUUUCGUGAUCAAGAAAUAGAUG